Messenger RNA from Neomonachus schauinslandi (Hawaiian monk seal), 1698 nucleotides. RefSeq names its product protein WWC3-like. The annotation marks the transcript as partial. Lineage: Eukaryota; Metazoa; Chordata; Mammalia; Carnivora; Phocidae. Gene Ontology annotation, cellular component: cytoplasm. The transcript has 13 exons. Gene Ontology annotation, biological process: regulation of hippo signaling; cell migration; regulation of DNA-templated transcription. Gene Ontology annotation, molecular function: molecular adaptor activity; kinase binding. The record is from RefSeq and is a predicted model, not a curated record.
UCAGGAUAUUCAACAAAUACUAAGUACAACCCACUUCAAAUUAAAGCAGAAAUAGCAAGUCAUCGGGACAGGCUUUCCAGAUUAAAACGAGAGCUGACCCAGAUGAAGCAAGAACUGCAGUACAAGGAGAAGGGGGUGGAGACGCUGCAAGAGAUUGAUCGUAAGAUGUCAAGUGCUCACACCACUUACAAACUGGAUGAGGCACACGCUAUAGUGAGUGAGCUCAGGACUAUUAAGAAAGCCAUUUGCACUGGUGAGAAGGAGAGGUGGGACCUGAUGCAGAGCCUGGCUAUGCUUACCGAUGGUUUCAAGAAUUACUGCUUUAUUACUGACCCUCUACAAGAUUUUCCUCAUAAUGCUGGUCCACUUUUAGAAUCUUGUUUGCCUCAACAAUUCUAUGAUGCUGGAUCUCAGACUGACAUCUUCGGAGAGUUUGCCAGUGAAUGCAAAACAAAUCUUGUAGACCAAAUCAGACUUAACUGGCAAUAUGAGGAAGCCAGAAAGAGGGUACUACUUCAGGAAAAAAAAAAUUGUCUACUUGUGCAGCUGGAAGAGGCUACCUGCUUAACAUCUUAUCUCCAGUCUCAGUUAAAAAGCCUGUCCGCCAGCACCCUGACUGUGUCUUCGGGGAGCAGCCGCGGGUCCCUGGCCUCCAGCCGGGGCUCGCUCGCCUCCAGCCGCGGGUCCUUGAGCUCUGUCAGCUUUACCGACAUCUAUGGCCUCCCGCAGUACGAAAAACCCGACGCCGAGUGUGGCCAGCUUCUGCGCUUCGAUCUCAUUCCCUUCGACUCCCUGGGACGAGAUGCCCCGGUCUUAGAUUCCCCGGUCCCCUCGGGCUUCCACAAGCAGAGGAGUUGGCAAGCCGACUCCGUGGACAGCGGCUGCAGCAGCUGCGCCCAGACCAGCCCCCCACACCCGGAGCCCUGCUGCGUUGGCGUCGACCCCCUCCAUGGACACGCAUUUGCUGGCCAGGCCGAUCCUUACAGCCCUGAGAAACUUCAGCCUCCACCUCUGAAGGUUGAUAAGGGAACCAACACAGAAGAUAUCUUCCCAGAAGACAUAGUGAGUCUUCCAAAGGAGAGGACCAGCCGCAGAACCUGUGGGUCACAUUUUGUUCGGAGUAGCCCAGUUAUCCGUUCACAGACCUUCUCCCCUGGAGCACGAAGCCAGUAUGUUUGCAGACUUUAUCGUAGUGAUAGUGACAGUUCAACACUGCCCCGGAAGUCUGCCUUUGUCCGAAACACCUUAGAAAGACGGACUCUUCGCUAUAAGCAGCCCUGCAGGUCCUCCCUGGCCGAGCUCAUGGCCCGCACCUCCCUGGACCUGGAGCUGGAUCUCCAGGCCUCCCGAACGCGGCAGAGGCAGCUGAACGAGGAGAUCUGCACCCUGCGUGAACUGAGGCAGCGGUUAGAAGACGCGCAGCUCGGGGGCCAGACGGACCUCCCCCACUGGGUGCUGCGGGACGAGCGAUUCCGGAGCCUGCUGAAGGAAGCAGAGAGGCAGACAAGACAGACAAAACUUGACUUCCAUCAAGAACAGGCAGUUGAGAAGAUGCUGAAGAAGGCCUCCAACGGGGUCUGCCAGCUGUGUGGGCAGAACCACAAAGAGCCCAUCCAAGUGCAGACCUUCAGGGAGAAGAUAGCAUUUUUUACAAGACCAAGAAUUAGCAUACCUCCUCUGCCAGUUGAUGAUGUAUGA